Chroicocephalus ridibundus (black-headed gull) is the source of this 3245-nucleotide messenger RNA. Its product is annotated as stimulator of interferon genes protein-like. Lineage: Eukaryota; Metazoa; Chordata; Aves; Charadriiformes; Laridae. The coding region runs from base 58 to 897 and encodes 279 amino acids. The record is from RefSeq and is a predicted model, not a curated record. The transcript has 3 exons. Gene Ontology annotation, biological process: signal transduction.
GACGCUGACACCAGCAGCCGCAGGGGCUCAUCGCUCAUCCCUUCCCAGGCACAAAGAAUGAUGGAUUUCAAAGAGGAAAUUAAACCCAUUUCAGAUACUUGUAUUAGUGAGACCAGUUCUGGAUUGUCUGUAAGAGCAGGGAUGACAGAUCUUCAAGGACCACAGAUGCUUCCUGAGCUACCUGCACUGGCAACCCAGGAGACUCACCACAUCUUUGUCAGUUAUAGUAACAUCAAUUCAGCCUGGGCGAGGAACCUUAUCCAGAGCCUAGAAGCCAUGAUUCCGAAUCUGAAGGCCUGUUAUCAUGAGAGGGACUUUAUACCAGGUAAAACAAUAAUUGAAAACAUGGUUGAGGCCAUUCAAGGAAGCCAGAAAAUUGUCUUAGUCCUCAGCCCUGACUUUGUCCAGAGUCGGUGGUGCCUUCUGGAAGCCAAUCUCUCUGUCUUCCAAGACUGUUUAGAAAGCAAGCCAGUGAUCCCCAUCAUGCUGGUGCCCUGUUUUGUGCCAAUGCACCUCACUCAUUUGACUUACAUUGAUGCCAGUGACACCCACUUUUUGGAUAAGGUUAUCAAGGUCAUUUGCACUCCCAACCAUCAGAUGAAGAAAGCCACCAUGGUUCCUUAUAGCCCUCCAUCCCUUUACAAUGGGAAACCCCUCCUGGCCCUACCUGCAGUGGAUGAUCAGGUCAUUCCAAGAUGCAGAGGAGGCACAUUCAGUGAGGCACUGCCUGACCAGCUGAAGAUAAUCUGUGAAGAUACUGAGGUCUACAGAAAGGCCAUCCGGAUGAUUAAUGAGGUUGUACAAAAGAGAUGGGACAAGUGCUCACCUCCAAGUCUAGUCUUGUCAGUGUCUAUAAGGAGUUGCUGUGCUGUAAAUGAGUGUGGGGUAGAGUGCUAAUGAAAAGGGCAGCAGUGGGCAGCGCAGAGCAGCAGUGGAAUCACCAGUGACCAGUGUGGAUUCUGGAAAUUCAUCCCUUCUGGACACCAGUGUCUUUAGAUGGAUGCCAUCAGUGAUGCACCCCUUUAUUUCUGGCCUGGAGAGCUCCAGCUGGGGAACAACAGUGGUCUGUCAGAAGGACAAAUCCCUGACUUGUCCUUUUCAGGGAUGACAUUUUUAGUCCACAAAAAGCAUUUUACAAGGCUGAUUUCUGCCUACAUCAAGAUGUUCCUUCUCUCUUCUGCACCUCAGCGACCCUCUGGACUUCAGUGGAUCAUUGGUUAUUUUCAGGUGGUAGUUGUUGGGUAUAUACAGUUACAAGAAAAGGGAAGGGGUGUCAUGCAAGGGGCCUGACCUACUGUGUCAGGGAAAGAAACCCGGGGCAGUUGUACUGACGUACUGCUACCACUGGGCAUCACAGAUUGUGCGACUUCCCAGACCAAAAUUGCUGGGUCCCAGACAUUCAAUCACGUUGUUGCCACUCCUGCUGCUGGCCUGCCCAGCCCAGAAAUAAUAGAGACAUCUGUCCAGAUGCAUCUUACCUGGAGACCUAACUGAGGCCUCUCAAGUCUUAAGUGCACUUCAGCUGAAAGUUUUAUUUAUUAAAAAAAAAAAAAGGAUGAUAUUUUCCACCCAAUGGACAAAUUCAGCUUGGAUCCUGGAAAGCAAAUCUGGGCUCUUAAGCAUUCCUGUCCUAAACUAGUGGCUUAUCAUUUACAUGAUGAACCAAUCCAUUUGAUUUAAAGACGACAAACACGUUGUUGUUUAUAGUAACUGGUAACAGCAUCAGCUUUAUAUCCUACAGGUCUGCUGGCUUUGCAUAUGCAAAAGAGUGAGGAAAUCCCUGUGUUAACACUCUCCAGUUUUGUGGUUUUGGCUGCCAACAUAUGCCAUGAUGUAAUAGCUAAGCAUGAUUUGUUUCUUGUUUUUCUACUGCAUAAAAUAUUUGCAGAUUGCUGUAUGGGUAAAUGGACAUAGUUUCUUUUUUCUAAUGAAACUGGUAAUCGGAAAGAUAAACUUUGGUCAAAACCGAUCAAAACCCACCAUCAUGCUGUCUGAAAGGGUAAGAUUGGGUAGAGAAGAGAAGAUUCAGGGGGAUCUUGUCAAUAUGUAUAAAUACCUGAUGGGAGGGAAUGUGAAAAAUGGAGCCAGACUCUUCUCGGUGAUAUGCAGUGAAAGGACAAGAGGCAGUGGGCAUAAACUUAAAUACAGGAAAUUCCACUUAAACAUGAGAAGAAAUCCCCUUUUACAGUGAAGUUGAUUGAACAUUGGAACAGGCUGUCCAGGGAGGUUGAGGAGCCUCCAUCCAUGGAGCUACUCAAAACCCACCUGGACACUGCUCUGAGCAACCUGCUGUAGCUGACCCUGCUUUGAGCAGGGCAUUGGAUUGGAUGAUUUCCAGAGGUGCCUUCCAAUCUCAACUACUCUGGACUUCUGUAGUUCUGCAGUUUUGAUAUAGAUGAUCACCCUCAAAGCAGAAAGAAAUGGAUGAUUCACAGCUGAAUUGUUGUAUUACUACUAAAGAAAGCCUAUUUGUUACAUUAUAUAUAUAUAUUGCAUCCUAUAGUUUCCAGUAAGACCCACUUAGAAUUUUACUGAGGAUGUUACAUUUAGCUUUGUGUUACUGUUUAUAUAUGUCCUAGAAGUAGCUGUGUUCAUGUGCAAGUGCUAUGAUAGCAGGGGUGAAGGAAUGUUCAGAAAGACCUUCCCAUGAAAAACAACAACAGUAGUUUUAUGGGUAUAUAUUUCACAACACCUGAAGAAAGGAAGGAAGGAGAAUCCAAGGGCUCACCACUUGUGCCCAUCUGCUGGCACCUGAGAUGAGGAGAACUGGGUUUGUCAGAAAGAGCAUCUUCCCCAUAUGUCCGUUAACCGUGCCUGCUCUCUCUGCUUUGGCAUCAUGUUUCCAGCAGUCUGAGUGGCCAAGGAGCAGCUUUCCAUCACAGUCACUGAUCCAAGUCUGUUAUUCAUCCCACCAGUGGCUUAUAUAAUGGCUUGUGUUUGAUCUGAAAACGAAUACAAAUGGACAUGAAGAGUACACAGGGAGAAGCCAGUCGCUCUCAUAUCUUCCAUUUGAUUCCCUGUCUUCCUUCCUUUAGUGUGACCACAAGUGUGCACCUUAUCUCCUAGUCUACUGAUUAAAAAGCAGAACCACCUCCUUCUGCAGCUUGAUAAACUGAACAUAUUGAGCAAAUAAUAUGUAUGUCAAAUAAAUAAAUUACCUGCCAUAUUUUUAUUGGAAGGUUAUGGAUUUUCAUUGUUUCAAUAUCUUGCUUUCACUUUUGCAAAAUGUUCAUCCUUGUUUGCAA